Brassica oleracea var. oleracea is the source of this 591-nucleotide messenger RNA. RefSeq lists its product as uncharacterized. The record is from RefSeq and is a predicted model, not a curated record. NCBI's taxonomy places the organism in Eukaryota, Viridiplantae, Streptophyta, Magnoliopsida, Brassicales, Brassicaceae. The coding region runs from base 1 to 591 and encodes 196 amino acids. The transcript has a single exon.
AUGUGGAGGAAGUUACUCAAGUAUACAGAGUUUGCUAAGUGUUUAUAUAGGGUGGAAGUUAAAAAUGGUCAGAAGGCUUCUUUUUGGCAUGAGACAUGGUCGCCUCUGGGUUGCCUUCGUGACAUUCUGAGGGAGGGAAGCUAUAUUGAUAUGGGAAUUCCACUCAAUGCAACAGUAGAUGCGAGUAGAAUGCAUAGAAGAAGACAUCAUCGGGUUGUUAUCCUUAAUAAAGUGGAGGAUGAGAUUGAGAAGUAUAGAGCUAGUUUUGUCAAUGAAGAGGAUGUUUCAUUAUGGAAGAAUGAGAAAGGGCAGUACAAAACGAAGUUCUCAACUGGUGAAACAUGGCAGGUGAUUCGGGAGAAGCAUCUACCUUGCCACUGGUACAAGGAGGUUUGGUUCAAAUAUGCCACACCGAAGUAUUCUUUUAUUUUAUGGGUUGCAAUGAAGAGUAGACUUGCAACAGGGGAUCACAUGAGACAUUGGAAUGGGUCUGUGGAUAGUUCUUGUGUCUUAUGUAAGGAGCCUUUGGAGACAAUAUGGAGCAUCUUUUCUUUGAGUGUGCUUAUACUACUCAAAUUUGGAGGGAGUUAA